This is a messenger RNA of Exophiala xenobiotica, 330 nucleotides long. RefSeq lists its product as uncharacterized. The coding region runs from base 1 to 330 and encodes 109 amino acids. The transcript has a single exon. The record is from RefSeq and is a predicted model, not a curated record. Lineage: Eukaryota; Fungi; Ascomycota; Eurotiomycetes; Chaetothyriales; Herpotrichiellaceae.
AUGCGUUUCUCCGUUCUUCUCGCCGUCCUGCCCUUUGUGGCCACUGCCCUCGCCGGUCCGAUCAACAAGAUUCCCCGCGGCGGCGACGUCGACAUGCCUAUUGGGCACCACGACCCCGAUCCUAUUGAGGACGACAACCGUCCUAAGCACGACAUCACUCAAAAGCCAGAUCUCCCCAUCGACAUCCCGGAGCAUCUGGCCAAGAACCCCGCCGUCGUAGAGGUUUUGAGCCUCAUGAAGCGUCAGAAUUUCCUGGACGGAUGCAGUGGUGCACCACCGCCGCCACCAGAUUGCGGACCUGGCAAGUCUGGUGGUGCUGGGUGUGUUUAG